This is a messenger RNA of Rubroshorea leprosula, 1812 nucleotides long. NCBI's taxonomy places the organism in Eukaryota, Viridiplantae, Streptophyta, Magnoliopsida, Malvales, Dipterocarpaceae. The record is from the annotation of a GenBank genome assembly.
AAAUUUUGGUAUGGUGGUAUUUGCAUAUUGCUUUUAGACAGGCUUCUUUGAUUAAAAAGAAUCAAGUGAAAAGGAGUCAAUGAAACUAGAGGAGAACUCUUGAGAAGAAGUAAGAAAAAGAUGUUAUCAAAGUCCACGAACAGGGCUAGUUGUUCUAGGAGCAGUUCUUCUCAGUCAAAGAAGGAUGCUCGUGUGGUUGCACAAAGCACAAUUGAUGCAAAGCUACAUGUGGACUUUGAGGAAUCUAAGAGGUUGUUUGAUUACUCUACUUCAAUUGAUUUUAACAUCUCAAGCUCAACUAGCAAUGUCUCCUCCUCUACAGUUAAAAAUGCCCCAGAAAUGUUGGAGUUGUCUCCUUAUGCUGUUCCAAGCAUAAAGCAGCAAGAGGCGUUGACUUUUGGAACUGAUGUACGUAUGCUUUUUCAGUCCCAAGGUGCAGCUGCUUUGCAGAAAGCAGUGAGUGUUAGGGAAGUCAAUCUUCUCAAUCCCAUAUCGGUCCACUGUAAAACAUCUGGUAAGCCCUUUUAUGCUAUUUUGCAUACAAUUGAUGCUGGGUUAGUUAUAGAUCUAGAACCAGUGAAUCCUGCUGAUGUGCCAGUGACAGCUGCUGGGGCUUUAAAAUCCUAUAAGCUGGCAGCCAAAGCAAUAUCAAGGGUGAUGGUGUAUAAAUUUCAUGAAGAUGAGCAUGGGGAAGUUGUUGCUGAGUGCCACAGACCAGACUUAGAACCCUAUCUGGGUUUGCAUUACCCAGCUACUGACAUACCACAGGCCUCAAGAUUCCUUUUUAUGAAAAACAAAGUCAGUAUGAUUUGUGAUUGUUUUGCACAACCUGUCACGCCCCAAAACCCAAUUUCGAGACGCGACAGACGCCGUGCACUCGUGAGACGGGUCCCACAAAUGCACAAGGCUUGGAACUUAUCAUAUCACACUCUGAUACCAUCAAAAUCUGAAGAUCAAAUCUUUAAAAUUUACUCUGAUAUCAUAAAUCUCCAAAUACAAGAUCAUGAUUCAUAUCUAAAAUUUAUAUCCAAUUACAAUAUGGCUAGCCUUCUAACUCGUCACUUCUCGUGGUUUCCCCGUCCUCGAUUUCACUUCCUGAAAUGGUGGACAAGGAAAAACUAUGAGAUAAACUCAGUAAGUAAAUAUGAAGUGCCCCUUAUCAAACUUAAAGCAUGCCAACAAGUACAAGCACGAAAACAGAUACAGUACGGGCACGAAAUAGAUGUCUCCUCUAUAGGUCACGGCCAGUGUAUAAUCCCCACUAACAGGGCCACGAUUUGCUGGUGUAUAACCCCCACUAGCUGGGUUGAACGAACCGACUCUUUCACUAACAUGUCGACAUGUGCUAGCGUUUAUAACCUCCCCCACUAGCAGGGUCACGAAUAACAUGACCACAUCAGAGACAAAAUAGGCAGAAGUUAACAGGAAAAUCACGAUUCACAAUCACUUUCAGAUCAUCAGGACAGUCACUCAAAUUUCAAGUAGGCAUGCUCAAUUUCAUGAAAAGCACAAAACAUUUCACUUCAAAUCAGUUAUACUUGUGUAAAAUGGGUUUAGUCCCGCCACCACUUCAAAAACAAAUCAAAACAUGCUUGAAAAGUCAAAGGGCGUUACCAUAAUUUACUUAUCUCACUCGCAUAAAACCGAGCACUCAAUUCACGUACUAAACUGACAGGACGAUUAUGAACCUAAUCAAGAUAUUUCAAGAAUUAAUACCACUAUCACAAAUUCAAGGUAAACUCAUCAUUAGGAUCAUUCCUAAUCACAAUGCUAUUUCCAUCACUUUCCACAUGAUCGAACAUCUCCAAAUUU